AUGUCGCAAAAAAUUAUUCGUAUUCCAAAUUCUACUAAUUCUCUCACUCCACUGUCGACAUUUACAAUUCUGACAUACAACUGUCUUGCCUCAAAUCUGGCUGAACCACAAUAUUUUCCACAUACAAAUCCAGCUCAUCUAGAUUCCUCCUAUCGAUCAAAACUAUUCGAACGUGAAUUCCAAUCCUUCAAUGCCGAUCUCAUUUGUUUACAAGAAAUGCACCGAGAUGACUUCCACAAUUGGCUUAGUCCAUUUCUUGCUCGCUUAGGUUAUAGCGAAGGUGUGUUUGCUGAACGUGGUGGUACGAAGGCGAAAGACGGUGUCGUCUUAUUUUUCAAACGAGAUAAAUUCAAACUUAUCACACAUCAUCGACUUGGUUAUUUCGAUUGUGCGCAAAAGCAAUUUCCAAAUCAGACGGUCUUGGCAACAUACAAUGCUGCGCUGUUUUGUCUCCUCCAAUUACGAAACAUUAGCACGAAUACAUCGACCGGCCAAGAACAACACAUCUGGAUAUGCAAUACUCACCUGAAUUGGAAUCAUACAUUACCUGCUACACAACUGUUUCAAAUUCGUACUCUCUUGAACAAACUUUCUCAAUUGAAUCAAGAAACUCAAGACAGUCCAUUUAUUAUUGUCGGUGACUUUAACAGUAAACGUAAUUCAGUUGUACACGAUUACAUUAGAAACGGUAUUCUUACUGAUGGUGCAGAAUAUUAUUCGAAACUUCGCGAGACUUAUCUACCAUUAUUCGAUAACGAUGCAGCUAAAACAACGGAGUAUCUCAAUGAGCCUCAUGUGUACAAAAAAGCACUUGAAAGUGCUUAUCGUGAUAAAACAUUCACUAUGCCAUUUAGUACAAAAAUAAAAGACCAUUUUUGUGAAACAAUUGAUUACAUUUACUAUCAACGAAAUCGUAUAUGUGUGUUGCAAUUAUUGAAUGCAUUGUAUAACGAUGGCGAGCGAGUUUUAGAUGAGGAUUUUACUUUACCAAAUGAGCAACAUCCAAGUGAUCAUUUACCGCUAAUGGCUGAACUUGCUUUAUUUCCAAAAUCAGCAGAAGACCAUCUGGACAGUUCUUAG
Molecule: messenger RNA, 1080 nt
Organism: Adineta ricciae
Lineage: Eukaryota; Metazoa; Rotifera; Eurotatoria; Adinetida; Adinetidae
Source: the annotation of a GenBank genome assembly